AUGGAGGUGAAAGAGGAGAAGGAGGAAGAGGAGGAGAUGGAGGCGGAGGUGAAGGACGAGAAGGAACAGGAAGAGAAGAGUAGUAGUAGUAGUAGUAGUAGUAGUAGUAGUAGUAGUAGCAGUAGUAGUAGCAGUAGUAGCAGUAGUAGCAGUAGUAGUAGUAGUAGUAGUAGUAGU
Molecule: messenger RNA, 177 nt
Organism: Boleophthalmus pectinirostris (great blue-spotted mudskipper)
Lineage: Eukaryota; Metazoa; Chordata; Actinopteri; Gobiiformes; Gobiidae
Exons: 3
Source: RefSeq, a predicted model, not a curated record